UUAACCAUCACUGACUUAGAGAAAAAAAAUCCGAAUGAAAAGUGUGCCUACAGACAAGGUAAAACUUUAUUCUAUACAAUGAAAUAUUUCUUCAUUAAAAUAAUUGUAAUUUUCUAUUUUAAAAUCAUUCUUUUGACAAUGCUGGUCUAACACAAAUCUUGUGUAGCAAAAUGACCUGGUCCCAUUUAAAGAUUAUCUAAUUUUAUUCAAACUUAGUUGCUGAUGAUAUUUUAAUAAAACCAGUAAAUCUCCUUGCAAGAGUAUUGGAUUUAAUGGAGAAGGCAUCUUAGACAGCUUAUCAAAAUCAGGUUCAUUAUCACCAGUAUGUGACGUGAAAUUUGUUAACUUAGCAGCAGCAGUUCAAUGCAAUACACAAUCUACCAGAGAAAAAUAAUAAUAAUAAACAAGUAAAUCAAUUACAUGUAUUGAAUAGAUUAAAACACGCAAAAACUGUAUAUUUACAAAAAGUGGGGUAGUGUCCAAAGAUUCAAUGUCCAUUUAGGAAUCAGAUGGCAGAGGAAAAGAAGCUGUUCUUGAAUCGCUGAGUGUGUGCCUUCAGGCUUCUGUACCUCCUACCAGUUGGUAACAGUGAGAAAAGGGCAUGCCCUGGGAGCUGGAGGUCCUUAAUAAUGGACGCUGCCUUUCUGAGACAUCACUCCCUAAAGAUGUCCCGGGUACUUUGUAGGCUAGUACCAAAGAUGGAGCUGACUUAUUGGCAAGGACAUAUUUGUAGAAUUUAGGAAUAUAAAAGCUGCUUAUACUCUACAUGGCGAGAUUAUACUACUCCUACUAAGCUUGAUGAAUCAGCAUACAGGAGGGAGAUUGAAACCUAGGCUGAGUGGUGUAAUAACAACAACCUCUGACUCAAUAUCAGUAAGAUCUAGGAAAUGAUUGUUGACUUCAGGAGAGGGAAACGAGGUCCAUGGGCCAGUAAUUAUCAGAGAUCAGAGGUGGAGAGGGUCAGCAACUUCAAGUUCCUGGGUGUCAAUAUCACACAGGAACUGUCCUGGACACAUCAUAUAAAUAUAUAACAUAGAACAGUAUAGCACAGUACAGGCCUGUCGGCCCACAAUAUUGUGCCGACCCUUAAACCCUGCCUCCCAUAUAACCCUCCCACCUUAAAUUCCUCCAUAUACUUGUCUAGUAGUCUCUUAAAUUUCGCUAGUGUAUCUGUCUCCACCACUGACUCAGGCAGUGCAUUCCACGCACCAACCACUCUCUGAGUAAUAUUAUUGCAAAGAAAGCAUGAUAGCACCUCUACUUCCUCAGGAGUCUGCAGAGGUUCAGCAUGUCAUUGAAAACCUUGGCAAACUUAUAUAGAUGUGUGGUGGAAAGUGUGCUGACUGGCUACAUUAUGGCCUGGUACGGGUACACCAAUGCCUUUGAGCAGAAAAUCCUACAAAAGAUAGUGGAUUCCACCCAGUACCUCCUGGGUAAAACCCUCCCACCACUGAGCACAUCUACAUGAAAUAUUGCCUUAGAAGAGCAGCAUCCAUCAAAGAUCCUCGUCCCCUCCCCCCCCUACCAGGCCAUGCUCUUUUCUCACUGCUGCCAUCGGGUAGAAAGUACAAUUGCCUGAGGACUCACACCACCAGGUUCAAGAAGUUAUUAUCCUCAAUCAUCAGGCUCUUGUACAAAAGGGGAUAACUACACUCACUUAAGGACCCUGUUGUAUUGUUAUAUUGAUGGAUGUCAUAUUGUUAUUUCAUAUUCAUUAUUUAUUGCUAUUUAUUUAUAGCUGCAUUUGCACAGAUUGUUUACAGUUUAGAGUUCCUGAUGUUUACAAUUUUACUGUUCUAUAGGUGUGCCAAGUAUGCCCGCAAAGAACAUAUCUCAGGGUUGUAUGUGGUGACAUGUAUGUACUCUGAUAAUAAAUUUUACUUAGAACUAUAUACUUAUCGCUGUAUUACAAUCUAUUUAAAUUUCUGCUCAACUUUUUCCACUUCAGGGGUACCAUCAAGAAGGCUACUCGUGCAAGCAGCUCUGACAGAAACCAUUAAAUAUUCCCAUUUUAAUCUGCUACAGCUUAGAACCACAACUACAUCUAAUGUCUGUACAGUUAGUAACAUCGUUUUAAGGCGAUUAAAUAAUCUAUUGCAACUUAAAGUACACAGAACUCAAAUGGACUUUUGUCACUGGCACAGUUCCCCUUUAAGACAGCAAAAGAGAGGAUGCCACUCUGUUUUAAGAGUUCAUCUAAGGAAGCGUGGCUUUUGGCUAUCAAUACUGACCAUCUUGCUGGCAAACGUACAGUCUCAGUCGAAGCUGCACCCUCUCUAACGUGCUGGUGGAGAGUUUUAUUUGGGUUUUUAGCGCUGGAAAUAGUUACAUUCGGACACGUCUCAUUAGCGGGGCAGCAGUAUGGUCACAUUGUUUAUUCCAGGAACCAGCUGAUUGCGCUUAUGCCGGCCGGUUUAGCGAACAGAGCGGCAGACACCCCUGCUGAAAUCUGGAGGAAAACACACAGAGGAUGCAGAGGGGGUUCACAAAGGCAAGGGAGGAGGACCGGGUCGAGACAACAGAGACUUAUGGAGAAGAGGAGUUUGGUGGGUAAUAAAAUGGACGAGUUGACGGCACUAGCCGUGAGUCAGAGAACAUUUCGGGAGAGAAGUGUUAUGUGUUUUACUGAAACGUGGCUGCACGAGGACAUACCCGACCAAAACUUUUACAUGGAGGGCUUCCAGACAGUUCGGGCUGACCGGAAGUGCACUGACAGCAGUAAGCGUAAAGGAGUUGGGGGCUUGCUGUUCUGGUUAACAACGGAUGAUGCAAUCCUGGUCAUAUUACGAUCGAGGAACGUGUUUGUAGCCCGGAUAUUGAACUUUUUGCUGUUGGACUCCAGCCAUAUUCCACCGAAAUACAACACUGGGCAUUCCUGCCUGUGGACAUCAAACUUUGCAGGUCCUUGAGUGGAGGGUCAGACACCCUGAGCCAAUAAGCUGGUCCUGGACUUAUUUACAUCUGGCAUAGUUUGCAUA
Mobula hypostoma (lesser devil ray) is the source of this 2978-nucleotide messenger RNA. RefSeq lists its product as uncharacterized. Bases 2172 to 2909 code for a protein of 245 amino acids. NCBI's taxonomy places the organism in Eukaryota, Metazoa, Chordata, Chondrichthyes, Myliobatiformes, Myliobatidae. The transcript is spliced from 2 exons. The record is from RefSeq and is a predicted model, not a curated record.